UGCAGUUUAUGUAAUGAUGGAGCAGCUUAUGUAACGGUUUACCAAGAGCCAACCCUCUAUUUAAAUAUUAUAAUUUACACUCAUGAAGAACACAGCAGUCUCGAUAAACUGAAAUAACCCCGCAGGAGAAUAUCCUUCUCUGAGUUUAACACACAAAAAAAUCUCAGGAGUUGGAAGAAAAUUUUUGAAUUUUAUGUUAUCCUGUCAGCUGCACUAGCAAUGGAGCCAUCAGAUAAAUACAUGUUCAAACACAGAGGAUACUAUUUUGUCCAAGACAUGACUACACCAGAAUGCAUUGAUUCACUGGAGAAUUUUGAAAUCCGGGACAGUGAUGUAUUUCUGGUCACUUUUCCAAAAUCAGGAACCAUAUGGACUCAGAAUAUUUUGAGCUUGAUUUAUCAUGAAGGCCAUCGAAAUGGAACUGAAGACAUGGACCUGGUAGACAGAGUUCCAUGGCUGGAGUACAACCUCCGCAAUGUAGAUUAUGUUAAGCGCCCAUCACCUCGUCUCUUUGCCAGCCAUCUGCCCUAUUGUUUACUGCCAAAGGGAUUAAAAAAUGGAAGAGGAAAGAUUAUUUAUGUGGCCAGAAACCCAAAGGAUGUCUUGGUAUCCUAUUAUCAUUUUUCCAAAUUUUCUCAAAAAAUGGAAGAAGUGGAAGACUUUGAAGUUAUCAUGGAGAGGUUUUUGGCUGGUAAAGUGUUAGGUAACUUAUGGGUAGACCACGUAGAAGGCUGGUCUGCUCAGAUGGACAACACCAACAUUCUCUUCCUUAUGUUUGAAGAAAUGAAGAAGGAUCUGAGAAGCGCUAUAUUGAAAAUAUGCAACUUCUUAGGAAAGAGACUAACUGAAGAGGAGAUAGAUGAUGUUGUGGAUAAAGCUUCAUUUGGCAAAAUGAGUGCAGAUCGUAGAACCAAUUAUACCACCCUAUCCUCUGAUACACUAGAUUUCAACAAAGGACGCUUUCUGCGCAAAGGUACUAUUGGAGACUGGAAAAACACAAUGACGGUUGCACAGAAUGAAAGAUUUGACAGUGUUUUCAAGAAACGGAUGGAAAAACUGCCUUUCAAGUUCUGCUGGGAUAUCAAUGAUGAAUUAUGAAAAAGGAUGGACAAACCUGCCUCUUUUGCUUUGUACAGAUUUGUUUUAAUUUGCUGAAGCAACAGAUUUGUUCCAACUUGUUUUCAAAUCAGGUUGCAAAUUUUGUUGGGUAAAGUGGACAUGAUUUUAAUAGAAUUCUCAUAAAGCCCAGAUUCAGAAUGCCUUUCCCAAAUAUACACAUAUUUGAAGAGAACUGGUGGGCAUAGGAGAAUUUUAAAUUCUCUAUUUUCAUGAUGUACAAUUUCAUGUCCAUUUUUUUGUUUUUUCAUUUAGACAGAGACAAAAGUCAGAUCAUUGCAAGGUUUAGCAGUGGUUCUCAACCUAUGGAUCCUCAGAUGUUUUGGCUUACAACUCCCAGAAAUCCCAGCCAGUUUAUCAGCUGUUAGGAUUUCUGGGAGUUGAAGACCAAAACAUCUGGGGACCCACAUGUUGAGAACCACUGGUUUAGGGGAUUGCAAAGGCGAAAACAAUAAUAAUCUUACAGAUUGUGUAUUGUUUAAAAUGUGAUUCAGUUCAGAUCCCAUAAAAAAGUGAACUGAAGGAUAUCUUCACCACCACUAAUGAGGAGCCAAUGCCAAGUUAAAACAGGAACGGAUAAAAUGUCAUUCUUAUAUUUGGUGUAAUGUUCAAUGCAUUGCAAUAAGAUUACAAAGAAAGAAAGAUUAAUUUCAUUAUGGAUUUUAUAUUGUUUCAAAAUAAUGAGAUUUUUCCACGAUCACUAACAAUUAGUGCAUUGUGACUUAAAAGAUAGCAAGAUUAUGCUAUGGAUAACUUUAAUCCAUGUUGCUUGGAAAUAGGUGUGAGAACAAAACUUAUUAGAAUAAUACUAUAAUUCUGAAAUACAAUGAAUAAACAUAUAUGUUAUUAUUA
Messenger RNA from Anolis sagrei ordinatus, 1968 nucleotides. RefSeq names its product amine sulfotransferase-like. Gene Ontology annotation, cellular component: cytoplasm. Gene Ontology annotation, molecular function: sulfotransferase activity. Lineage: Eukaryota; Metazoa; Chordata; Lepidosauria; Squamata; Anolidae. The record is from RefSeq and is a predicted model, not a curated record. Gene Ontology annotation, biological process: sulfation.